AUGGGGAGACUGAUCAAAAACCACUGGGCCCGCUUGAUCGUCCUCACCGCUGCAGCUUAUCAAAUAGGCAGCGCUGUGGAGGGCUUCAUCUGGCCCAAGAUCUUCUGGGACUUCACUACAAGAAAUCUCAACGGCGCUGUAAAACCUACCCCGAUACUCCAAAUCCUCAACCUCAUAAUGGGCCUACUUGGCAUCGCAUGGGAAUGGCCGUUGAACCUCCUCGCUGGAACCCUACCACACCGCAGCAUCGAAGUGCGACUCAUCAUGUACCCUCUGAGCGCUCUCCUCGCUGCCCUUCUCUACCAGGGGACGAAUCCUGCCAUCUACUAUCUGAUCGGUAUUGCGGUCUACUUCUGGGCGUACACUGAAGGCGAGGUUGUAUGUCCGGAACCGUGGACUUUGCCGAAACGACAAUUUCUCAAAGUGUAA
Aspergillus fumigatus Af293 is the source of this 429-nucleotide messenger RNA. RefSeq lists its product as uncharacterized. Lineage: Eukaryota; Fungi; Ascomycota; Eurotiomycetes; Eurotiales; Aspergillaceae. The coding region runs from base 1 to 429 and encodes 142 amino acids. The transcript has 3 exons. The record is from RefSeq and is a predicted model, not a curated record.